Oryzias latipes (Japanese medaka) is the source of this 3179-nucleotide messenger RNA. The record is from RefSeq and is a predicted model, not a curated record. Lineage: Eukaryota; Metazoa; Chordata; Actinopteri; Beloniformes; Adrianichthyidae.
UUCAGGAUUGAGUUUAUUUCAUUUCUAUCCGCAUCUUUCAUUUUUGCUACAGCGAUUUCAGAAAGUAAUAACUCAAUUUUUGUGCAGGUAUUUUUACAGCUCAGCAUUCAUUCAGCAUGAAGGAUUCGUUUGAGUAAAUUAAUCAGUUUAAUAGCUGAAAAAACUCAGUGGGGCAUAAUUAAAUUUGUUAUAAUACUUUUAAAUGCAAGGUGAGUUUAACAAAUGAAAGGAGAUGCUGGACUUGAAUCCAUCCUUUUUCUGUAUGAUCUGCAGUAGCAAAUAACAACGGAAAAGAUGCAUCUACCCUCUAAAGUUUUGUGGCUUUUCAUCUUUAGGAUAGAUGGACCUUAAGGUGUUUUUCUCUUUGGUUUUUGCUGCCCAAACAUGGAUUUAGUGUCUCAGUCAUUCUGUAAAUACAUGGAGUAUUAGCUUGGGGAGCCCAAACUGCUCCCAAAAGAACUGGUGCAAAAUGAAUGUCUCAGCUGGAGCUCGGAAAUAAUUCAGACUUUGACCAGAAUAGCUAAAUAAAAACAGCAGUCACAGCCGGAAUGUUCUUCAUGAUUUAUGGAGACCAGCUUCUGUCAGAUUUCUACUAUCAUAUCGGUUCAAGUUUCUUUUUUUUCCUGGAGCCAGAUUUCUUCUUUUGGUUGUGUUUGGACUGCGUGAGCCCCCCUGGCAGCAGGUGCAUGCAUCAGCCCACACCGGCUGCAAGAUGGUCCAUUUCAUUUUGAGCGGAGCUCCGAUGGGCUGACUGCUCCUCCCGCGCCUGCCUCUCACGGGCCCCUAAACCAGUGUCUCCAAAUGUUGCUGUGGUUCAGGUGGACUGUGUGGCCCUCCUUCUGUCAGGAGAAUAACCUAUUUUCAGACAAGAGUUCUUUUUGAAACCAUGCGUCCUCUUUUAUCUCCUUUUUAUGGCUGCAAGAAAAUAGGCCAUCGAUUGAACUUGUCCCAUUUCAGCUCCGGGCAAAAUUGGAUUUUUAAACGAGCGGCGUUGUGCACCUCUGACCAGACGGCCCGGGCGGUUGAUCACGAGGAGUGAGACGCAGGUCAGAGUGCGCAACGGCGCAGCCCCGAUUCCUCCUCCGCAGCUUCCGCGCGGCGCGCAGGUGUAGGCGAGGAGGAGAGGAAACGCGCGCAGGACGGACGGAGACGGAGUCUGGGAUGAUGAUCGCUUCCAUGUGAAGAGCAAACACUUCCCUCCUGUCGUCUGUGCGGAGCGGCACGUCGGUUUCUCUGGAAGACAAAAGUUUGACUGUAAGAAAAAAUGCUGUUCUGCUGCGCUCAUGUUUCUGUGCGCAGAGCUGUGGAUUCUGGCGUGAGCGGCCAGUCGUCACUGGAGGAAUAACUGUCGUCCUUUUGGUCCUAAUUUCGGUGACAGUUGCGACGGAGGGGCUUUUAUUCUGCGCGUCAUCUCGCUCGGGAUUGCAUCCAUUUGAAUUACCGUCGUGCAGCAUCAUCAUGGACUUCCUCGGACUGUACUUUCUGCAGCUGGCUCUCCUGGGAGUCCCACGUCUGGCUUUGUCUGCAGGCGGGAGCGACUGUCUGCAAGCUGGAGACACCUGCUCCAGUGACGACACCUGCAGCCCGCGACUGCGCACCCUCCGGCAGUGUGUGGCAGGAGACGGCAGCGUGAAACUUGGGCCUGGAGCGCGGAACCAGUGUGACAAUGCCAUGAAGGCGCUCCUGUCCACACCUCUGCAUGGCUGCCAGUGCAAACGUGGAAUGAAGAAGGAAAAGAACUGCCUGAGCAUCUACUGGAGCCUUCACCAGUCGGUGCUGCAUGGAUUCAGCCUGGUGGAGGGUUACCCGUAUGAGCCAGAGGACAAGGCCUCUGACUACGUCCGGCUGGCCUCCAUCGCUGCAGAGUCUGAGGUAACAACAGUGAACCGCUGCCUGGAUGCUGCCAAGGCAUGUAACAUAGAUGAGACGUGUCACAAGCUUCGCACAGAGUACGUGUCGUCCUGCAUUCAGCCGUCAACGCACUCUGGGCCCUGUAACCGACCAAAGUGCAAUAAGGCGCUGAGGAAGUUCUUUGACCGCGUUCCUCCCAACUACACUCACGAGCUGCUGUUCUGCCCGUGCACUGACACGGCAUGCGCGGAGCGCCGCAGGCAAACCAUCGUGCCAUCCUGCUCCUACGAAGAGAAGGACAAGCCCAACUGCCUGAUGCAGCUGCGGAUCUGCAAGUCAGACUACAUCUGCAGGUCCCGCUGGAGGCAGUUUCAGCAUGAUUGCGAGCCGUCAGAGCUGAGCGCCAGCGGCUGCAAGCAGGACAACUUUGGAGCAUGUCUUCUGGCCUACAAUGGCCUGAUAGGAAGCACAAUAACACCCAACUAUCUUGACAACUCCACAUCCAACGUGGGGCCCUGGUGCUCGUGCACAGCGAGUGGGAACUACAGGGAUCAGUGCGGCGACUUCCUCGCUUUUUUCCAAGACAACGUUUGCCUGAAAAAUGCCAUCUUAGCUUUCGGAAACGGAUCAGACGUGAAGACCAGUGAGAAUCAGCAAGGAAUGCCCAGUCCGGCUGCAGACAGCCACAGCCCACACUUGUCAACUGCCGCUCCAGGCGUCUCCAUGGAAACAGAGCACAAUGUUCUACGAGCACAGAUACCUACUCAGGUCAAUGAGAACGACAGAUUGUGGGGCGACGAAGGUGACUCCACUCUUCCCUCCCUCUCUGGUGGGGGCGUGAAGCCCCCCUGCAUCUCCCCGCUGCUCCCCCUGUGCUGGCUGCUGUUCCUGCUGUCCCGUCCAUAAGAGACCGCACUGAGCUUGCGUUCACAGACUGAGCUCCGGAUCCGGGUGGAGGACAGAGGAGUGAGAUGGAGCUUGACUGGAAAACAUCCAUUUCUUUGUGUCAGAUGAUGUUGGGGGAGAAGGGUCCACGCUGCCCCGCCCCCUGUCCUUUGUCACUAAAAUCACAUUAUCUCUUUUUGUGAAUCAUGACUCAGAGCAGAUGUGUUGUGAACCCUGCGCCCCUGAACGAGCGGCGCCCCAUGGGAAAAAACAGGAAACACACCCAACAUACCCAGCUUCACGCCUGCCCAGGCACAAACUCUGACACCAACAAGGCCGGCGCUCAUCUGACAGUAACGUCCACGUGAUUCAGAAAGUGUACAGCAGAGAGACGCUGACGGUGUUGUGCCGGAAAUGUCCAAAAAAAAAACAACAUAUAAAUA